Messenger RNA from Lepus europaeus (European hare), 939 nucleotides. Its product is annotated as olfactory receptor 2D2-like. The record is from RefSeq and is a predicted model, not a curated record. Lineage: Eukaryota; Metazoa; Chordata; Mammalia; Lagomorpha; Leporidae. Gene Ontology annotation, biological process: G protein-coupled receptor signaling pathway. Gene Ontology annotation, cellular component: membrane. Gene Ontology annotation, molecular function: olfactory receptor activity; G protein-coupled receptor activity.
AUGAGGCAGACAAAUCAGACACAGGUGACAGAAUUCCUCCUUCUGGGACUCUCUGAAGAUCCACACACACAGCAGCUGCUAUUCUUCUUGUUUCUGGGGGUCUAUCUGGUCACUGUGCUUGGAAAUCUGCUUCUCAUGUCCCUCGUUCAGGUUGACUCCCGGCUUCACACACCCAUGUAUUUCUUUCUCUGCCACUUGUCUCUGGCUGACCUUUUCUCCACCAACAUAGUUCCCCAGGCCCUGGCUCAUCUGCUUUCCAGGAAGAAGGUCAUGUCAUUCCCACGCUGUGCAGCUCAGCUGCUACUCUUCCUCAUUUUUGGGUGUACACAGUGUGCCCUUCUGGCCGUGAUGUCUUAUGACCGCUAUGUGGCAAUCUGCAGCCCUUUACGUUACCCUAGCAUCAUGACCUGGAGGGUGUGCGCACAGCUGGCCACAGGAUCAUGGAGCAGUGGCAUUGUCGUGUCUGUGGUGGACACCACUUUCACACUGACGCUACCCUACCGAGGCAGCAACACCAUUGCACAUUUCUUUUGUGAGGCCCCUGCAUUGUUGGUCCUGGCGUCCACAGACACUCGAACUCCAGAGAUGGCCAUUUUCCUUAUGGGGGUGCUGAUUCUCCUCACACCUGUUUCCCUGAUUCUGGUGUCCUACAGCCGCAUCCUCCUGACUGUGGUUAAGAUGAGGUCAGCCGCAGGAAGGCUCAAGGCGUUUUCUACCUGUGGUUCCCACCUAGUGGUGGUCAUCCUUUUUUAUGGAUCAGCAAUUGUCACCUAUAUGACACCCAAAUCGUCCAAAGAUCAAGAAAAGCUGGUUUCUGUGUUCUAUGCAAUGGUGACUCCCAUGCUUAACCCCCUCAUCUACAGCCUGAGGAACAAGGAUGUGAAGGGAGCUCUGAGGAAAGUAGCCCCAAGAAAUUUCUCAUGCAGGUUUGGAAUCUGA